Messenger RNA from Echinostoma caproni, 693 nucleotides. The record is from the annotation of a GenBank genome assembly. Lineage: Eukaryota; Metazoa; Platyhelminthes; Trematoda; Plagiorchiida; Echinostomatidae.
AUGAGUGAGCUGUUCGAGGAAAAUGAAACUGAUGCGAACGUGGAGGACAACAAACGGGUUCGUAGACGUGCUCGACCUACAUCACCUUCCGCUCAUGUCCAAGUGACCCCAAUCCCCGAUCCCCAAGAUUUCCCGGCACCGAUACUGACCGAACCAAUCGAUCUGGAACCAGAGGGACAUGGAUGUUGCGGCUAUUUAUUCAUCACAUUGGCAUUUCUAUUCUACCUGAUCUUGUUUCCACUGACCGUAUGGUUCUCAUUCACCGUGAUUCAAUCCUACGAACGUGGUAUAGUACUACGUUUGGGCAAAUUGCGCAAACAGAACGGAUCUCCCAUCCUCGGCUCAGGGAUACAAUUUCUCUUACCUUUUGUGGACAAAAUGAUGAAAGUGGACAUGCGUACGGUCACGGUUAACAUUCCACCACAAGAUGUGCUAACUCGGGACUCGGUCACGGUCGGUGUGGACGCGAUUGUCUAUAUGCGUGUAAUUCAUCCGGCACAGGCUUUGCUAUGCGUUCAAAAUUGGUCUGUAUCGGCUGAAAUGUUGGCGGUCAGUUUGUUGCGCACGGUCAUCGGAAACUAUCGACUGGGUGAAUUAUUAUCCUAUCGUGAACAAAUCGAUGCCAAAUUGAAAAAACAAUUAGAUGAAGCUACUGUGGCAUGGGGGAUUAAUGUGAGUCGAAUGUUGGUUUGA